CCAGCCUAUACUUGUCCAUCUGACAGGGUUCGAAGGGUUUUAGGGACGCAUUUAAAAGGUAAUUGAUCAACGUCCCUUCGCCUCCACAACCUACGACUAUUAUUAGGAUGGUCAGUAAACGUUGUGGAUGCACGAGCAUGGCAGCUGUCUCUUACCCCUUGAAUGCAAUCAGCCCUCUUUUCUUGCUUGCAGCGUGGCCAUUCUACUUUUUUGCACGGGUUGUGUUUGCGCUACAAUUCCGCAUGAGGAUCUCGCACGCAAGUAUGCGCCUCAGUUUCGUUUGCAUCCAAGUGAAGCCUUCUUGCCAAGCUCUAUCGAGUUUAUGUUUCCGAACUUCAAGGUGUAUGACGACAAAGGAAACCUCGUCCCCAACCAGCCACCUCUCCUUACGAGCACGAACCUUGCGUCGUCCUUGCCAAGCAAUGGCCAAGGAACUUUCCUUACCGUCCAAAAUUAUACGAACGCUCUGGGGACGUUCCUUGCUGGAAAGAACCCAAAGACGACUCGUGUUCCCGUCUAUACCUUCAUCGCUCCCAAAGGAAAUGGAGUGGUAGACUUCUACUAUUGGACGUACUAUCCGUGGAAUCAAGGCAAGAUAGUAAAAGUGGUUGGAGAAGUUGAUGACCAUGUGAGUGACUGGGAGAGAAUGUCUGUUCGGACUGUCAACGGCGUUGCCGUGAGCGCGGAUUACAAUGCUCAUUCGGGAGGAAGUCAGUCUACCGGGACCAUACGCUGGGCUGACGUCCCAAAAGUACCUGGCGAGGAUCGCCCUAUUGGGUGGGUAGCACAGGGCUCACACGGCAUUUGGGACUCCCCUGGAAAGCAUGUGUACCAGAAUGUCAGCUACGGUCAACUCACCGACCAACUUGUCGAUGUCACGGCUAAUGGUGGUCCGAAAUGGGAUGCCAAGGCAAACUUGUUCCCCAUGAUGUAUAUCCCAGGGGGAGCUUACAAGGGUACAUUUUCGUGGCUCAGCUUCCAGGGCAAGUGGGGUAACAGAGGAUUGACAAAUUGCUGGUGGUACCACAUAGCACCGGAAUGCUCCUUGGUCGAUGGACCCGUUGGACCAGCUCGAGAUCUCAUGAGUGGGCCACCUUCGGUGAGCCAGUCGAAACAAAGCUGAGACCACCAAGUAACGUCCUUCCAUCUCAGAACACUAUCGCAACUGCUAUCUCCUCAAACAACUCCAUCUACAACGUUCAUAUUUCCCCUAAGUCUAAUAGGCCAA
Messenger RNA from Cantharellus anzutake, 1228 nucleotides. RefSeq lists its product as uncharacterized. The record is from RefSeq and is a predicted model, not a curated record. The transcript is spliced from 9 exons. Lineage: Eukaryota; Fungi; Basidiomycota; Agaricomycetes; Cantharellales; Hydnaceae. Bases 128 to 1123 code for a protein of 331 amino acids.